AUGGAAGACAGAUGUAAAUCAAUCAACAUGGGACCAGAAGAUAAAGAUAAAGUUUUGUGUCAGAUAAGUGACUCAGAUCACGUUCAACACCCAAAUGAUCUGAAACCGACAGAAGGCUUUACGUAUAGGGGCAUGGAGGUAAGCAAAAAAAUUUCGGUUUUUGAGUUUGCAAAUUUUAAAUCCUCUUUUGUAAAUCGCGCGAAAAAAGUCACAGAAUCGUGAUAAAACGUGUCGCAGGCGGCAAGAGUCCUUCGUAAUAUUGAUUUUUACUGGUGUUAAACAAGUGAGUGAAAAAUUAGGAAACGAAGUCAAAGAAGGGGAAAGAAAUAAAACGAGUCGAACGUGAGAGGACCUGAUGUCACAGAUAGGAGUUUGAUUCCCACACAAACUUGAUUCUCGUCCAUACGAAGCUGUCGAAAAGUUCUUCCAAAACAACAUCCCAUCGUAUCCUUUAAGAUUAUGAAACAAUACCACGACAGACCAUUCAAAUCCAUUUUCGUUCACGGCCACUUCAUUCAAGAAAUCGAAAAAAAAAUUCUGAACAAUUUUCAACGCAAAACUCCUGCGCGUUCUCAUCAUUAGCGGUCUUUUAACGCAAGAGAAUAGGAUGAUGUUACAAUCUUCAACAUAACGUGCUACUCGUCUUUUUUUCUUUUUUGCCUGUUGACUGUAACACUUAUGUUGACAUAUUCCCCACAGACUUGGCAUUUGGCCACUCCUCAUCGAUAUUUGGCGACUAUGGAUCUUCGAUCACCCCUAUUUGAUUCUUUCUUGUGGUUGUUUUCGACUUCCUUGAAGAAUUCGGGCAAACUUUUUGUACCUUUUGCAAAUAGAUUCACGCAGGGAUUGGGUCGAGUCCAAUGAUACCGAUAAUAAGCUUCUCCAUAAAACGAACGUAGACAUACACAGCACAUUUGAAGAGAAGUGUCACCUUGACGAUUUCCAGGACAAUUACGGCGAUGACAUGAGAAACAUUUCUUUCCUCCGCAAGUAUGAUGAUCAUAAUGAUCUGUAUUAAAUCCACAGUCGCAUUCGUGACAAUGAGAAGAUUUGCUCAAGAUUCCUCCUUACGAUGCGAAAUCAUGAUGGUGAUGUCCAUCUACUUGCACUGGUUCAAUCUUUUCAAGGACCCUUGAAAAUAGUCAGGUGAAGCUUAUUCAACGACACCACUUGAAUCUGGUACUCGAGACUCGCUGCUUUUUUCAAACUUUUCCAAUUCCCUUACACCACAGGAUCAUUCUUCCACACCUGCCAAUCGAUAUAGCCACGUUACGUUAUAUGAUCAGUCCAUUUGAGCCGCAUGGUACUAAAUCACGCUAUUUGAUUGAUUAGGACCCAGAGUGCCAAAUAACAUUUCUGGGAUGUUAUAAGAUCUUUUUAUAACGCCAGAAAAAUUUUUCUAUGUCGUAUCUGAGAACAUUUAAGUACAAGUUUUUGUACUCUUUUUUGUGUUCUCAUAAUAUAUCCAAAGAGUUAUUAUCAAUCCGAGCGUGUAUAAUCAUUUUAUGAAAAAUGAGGCAAAAUAUAUAUCAAAGUUCACAUGACAACCAGGUAGACAAUCAGACAUGGUUUCGUGUUACUCUGGUUUAAAGAUUUAAUGAAUGUAACCGAGAAGUUACAAUUCAUAGACCCAACGUUUCGACAUUCCUGUUUAGUGCCUUCCUCAUCACCUCUCAUCACCUCUGAUUAAGACACAUAACUGCCAUGCCAAGGCUGUGUUUAUCGAGAAGUCUUACAGUUAUAGAUGUAAAGAAGGUUUUAAGGGAGAAAGAUGAAAUUUCAAGGUUAAGUUCAGAGUAAUCAUUGCAAUACAUUUUUAGUAAUGUAGCAUUCCUAGAUUACAAACCUUUUUUAUUCUACCAUAAUUUAAUUUUGCCAAAGAAAGGCAAGAACACGCUCAAAAAAAAAAGGUCACAACGGAGCGAGUAAAAACAGUUAAAGACAAGAAUAGAAGCAAAAAAAAGAAGAAUUUGAGAAUAAUAAUAAUGAUGAUUAUAAUCGAAUUAUUCAGUAUAACCCUUCAAUACAAAAGUACUGUUAUCAACAAGGUCCUUUUGAUUAAGAUUAAAAACUCAGAAAUAAGAAAUUAAAAUAUAUAUAAGAUAAAAUCUAUUAAAACAAAAAUACACUAAGUUAAAAACUAUUAAAACUACAAUGGAAACUACAAGUAAUAAUUGUCCAGGGCUUUCCUAAAUGAAAACUCCAGAAUUUAUGUUCCUUAAACCUAAAGGUAACGAAUUAAAAAUCGAGGCACCCAAAAAAUAAAAACUACGGCGCGCAAAAUCCAGUUUGGCUUUUGGUAGCUUUGCUGUUUUUCCAUUGUUCCCUGUGUUUAUUGCGUUAUGUUGUAAAAAAAAAAAAAAACAAACAUCUGACGGAAAAGAAAUCGUUGGAAAACUCCAGCUAUACCGUCGUCAGAUUUUGUUAAUCACUCGUCUAUUUACAGACCGCAUCAAAACUCCACUCGAUCUUUUCACCAUCUCUUUUAAAACUGAUAGAGUGGUGACUUGACAUAUCAAGAUGACAAACCAAUAAAAUAAACAUAGGUAAUAAGAAAGCUUGACUAUGCUUUUUAAUAAACGAAAGAACUUAUGAUAUGAAAAGAGGUUGAGUUGAACCUUUUUUGGCCUUCAGCAUUCAAAGCAGUUUUGACAAAUCUCAAUGCCACUGGAAGAUAUGGUCCAAUAUCGCUGGGCAGUCAUUACACAGGUCAGGAUCAUGACAGACAAGUUACAUUGUCCAGCGGUAUUCAACAGUGGACUGUGCCGUACACUGGUGACUACAGAAUAGAAGCAAUAGGAGCAGCAGGAGGGUACGAUCGACGGAUUAACAGCUCUCAGUACCGUGGAAGAGGAGCAAGAAUGAUUGGAACAUUCCGCUUAAACAAGGGUGAGGUCAUUCAAAUACUUGUAGGGCAAGAAGGAGGAAUGAACAUGUCCAAAUUUUCUUCUGGCGGUGGUGGAGGUACAUUUGUAAUGAGAGGAGCCGACUCACCUUUGAUAAUAGCUGGAGGCGGAGGAGGCACACAAAAUGUUAUGUCAAGGCAUAAAGGAUGCGACGCCAGUACAAAUACAACGGGGAAUCCUGGUUACAAGUCGUGGUCAGGGGGGAGUAAUGGGCAUGGUGCUCAAACUGCUGAUGAUUAUUCUUCAGGUAAGAUAAUACUGUGAUGAUCCCUUACCUCUCAGCUCCUUAUUAAUGAAUGUGUUAAUGUAUGCUUCAAAUUUAAAUAAUCGGCCUUUGUCCCCAAAAAAAACAAAAAAGCAUUGAGACUACCUAGGAUGAGGACCAGUUUAUUCAUAUAGGGAUAAUAUAGACUCAUGUAAAAAUAUUAAAACUAACGGAUGGCGGCUUAAUAGAAAUACUUCAUACACAGGUUUGACCACGCUGAUAUAGGGACAUUAGAGAUUCAAAAAAAAAAAUUCUAAGACCUUAAUCAUCAUUUGUUUUUGUUUUCGUUUUUGUUUUGUUUUGAUUUUUAUUUUCUCAGGGGGUGGUGGUGGCGGGUUUUACUCCAGUGGAAGAAGUGGAGAGAAUUUCAAUGGGACCAAGGGAAUCGGCGGAGAAGGUGGUAAGGGAUUUCUGCAAGGGGGGGUGGGUGGGAGAUCAAUAUAUUACAAUAUAGUUGGUGGGUUUGGUGGAGGGGGUGGAGCUUUUGGAAGAGGAGGAGGAGGAGGAGGGUACUCUGGGGGAAGCAGUGGAGAUAAUGAUCGUGAUUCCUGUGGGGGUGGGGGCGGCUCUUACAACGAUGGAAACAACCAGGACAAUGCAUGUUGUUAUAGAACGGCUGGUCAUGGUCAGGUGAUUAUCACAUUACUCUGA
This is a messenger RNA of Pocillopora meandrina, 3822 nucleotides long. The record is from the annotation of a GenBank genome assembly. NCBI's taxonomy places the organism in Eukaryota, Metazoa, Cnidaria, Anthozoa, Scleractinia, Pocilloporidae.